Austrofundulus limnaeus is the source of this 5075-nucleotide messenger RNA. RefSeq names its product N-deacetylase and N-sulfotransferase 2. Gene Ontology annotation, cellular component: Golgi apparatus. Gene Ontology annotation, molecular function: deacetylase activity; heparan sulfate N-sulfotransferase activity; hydrolase activity. The record is from RefSeq and is a predicted model, not a curated record. NCBI's taxonomy places the organism in Eukaryota, Metazoa, Chordata, Actinopteri, Cyprinodontiformes, Rivulidae. The transcript has 15 exons. The coding region runs from base 662 to 3382 and encodes 906 amino acids.
GCCUCCUCCUCCUCCUCCUCCUCCUUCUACAGAUUUGGGGCUCUCUCUCUGAUCACAACCAAGAUGGCUGCCUGAGUGGUGAUGCUCCGAAGUGCACUUUAAACUCUCAUUAUUGAGCUUGACGUCCUCCAUUAUUGUGAUCAGGUCGUUACCUGUCGAGCAGCAGCCCAGAGACCUUUGGGUUUUUAGGACUACAAUGUUUUUAAGAGUGCCCAGUCGGGGUUCACCCCCCAAGUCCAGACCACCACCACUGAUUCUUCCACAACAUGUAAACAAGACGAUCAUGAUAAAAGUACACUUGUAGAAAAAUCAGCAUCUCUCUCUUUUAGUUAUAAAACAACAAACAAACAAAAAUAAAUCUGACCAGCUCAGCAGAUAGCUGAGGUUUCUGUUUGAACUUGAAAUUCUUCCCUUUUCAGUGUUUUGCGUUUUUUUUUUGUUUUUUUUUCCCGAGCUGAAAGUAGACAGCUGGUAAUGGAUGAUGCUGGUCAUGGUGACUUAGUGUAAAUGGCUAUCAAUCAGCACGACUCACUGACAGUAUUUAAUGUCCAAUCUUCCUCCCCCGCUCUAUUCUCCUACCACUCCUGCUCCUCAUCUCUGCCCUUCUGGACUUUUAACCGUCGCCACUUGCUGACCUGCCUUGCCUCCCUCCUCCGGCAUCAUGGUGGGCACAGGCUUGGGUUUUUGGAGGCUAAUGCGAGGUGUCCGCCAGCUAGAGCUCCAUCGCCUGAUUCUGGCACUUAUCAUCUUCUGCUUGCUCUCCAUGGCCUUCCUAGCUUACUAUGUCUCCAACAGCCCCAAAAUCAAAGAGCCCCCACCUUUACCUUUCAGUGACUGCGGUGGAGGUGGGGGGGUACCACCGGGCGUGAGCACUGGGGCUGCUGGUGGGGGGACGGGUGGCCAGAGGUCGCCCCUUCUACUUCCCGUGCACCAGGAGCGACUACAACAAGUAAAGACAGUUGACAGUUCCAGGACUGACCCUGUGGUCCUGGUGUUCGUGGAGAGCAUCUAUUCCCAGCUGGGCCAAGAGAUCAUUGCGAUAUUAGAAUCAAGUCGCUUCCGCUACCGCACAGAAAUCGCCCCUGGUAAGGGUGACAUGCCCACUUUAACGGAACAUAACCGUGGGCGGUACACGUUGAUAAUCUUUGAAAACGUGUUGAAGUACGUCAACCUGGACGUGUGGAACCGUGACCUGCUGGACAAGUACUGCGCCGAGUACGGAGUGGGCAUCGUGGGUUUCUUUAAGGCCACUGAAAACACUCCCCUCAGUGCGCAGCUCAAAGGUUUCCCCCUCUUUCUUCACUCCCACCUGGAACUCAGGGACUARCGCAUCAACCCCAGCGCUCCGCUGCUCUACAUCACCAAGCCCAACCAGGUGGAGCAGGGCUCGCUGCCCGGAGACGACUGGACCAUUUUCCAGUCUAACCACUCCACAUACGAGCCCGUGCUUCUGGCCUCCACCAAAUCCUCCGAGGCUCUGUCCCAGUUUGGACCCAGCCCUCUGCAGACCCUCCAUGCUACGGUGGUCCAGGACUUGGGGCUCCACGAUGGCAUUCAGAAAGUUAUAUUUGGAAAUAAUCUCAACUACUGGCUACACAAGCUGGUGUUUGUAGAUACGAUUGCCUACCUUACAGGGAGGAGACUGUGUUUGUCAUUGGACCGUUACAUGUUGGUGGAUGUGGACGACAUAUUUGUGGGCAAGGAGGGAACUCGUAUGAAAGUGUCUGAUGUGGAGGCUUUGCUCAACAUUCAAAAUAAGAUGAGAGCACUGGUGUCUAAUUUCACCUUCAACUUGGGAUUUUCAGGGAAGUUUUAUCACACAGGUACUGACGAGGAGGACCASGGAGACGACAUGCUACUGCAGCACAGGAAGGAGUUCUGGUGGUUCCCUCACAUGUGGAGCCACAUGCAGCCCCACCUCUUUCACAACGUCAGCGUCCUGGCCGAGCAAAUGAAGCUCAACAAGAUAUUUGCUCAGGAGCACGGUAUCCCAACAGAUAUGGGCUAUGCGAUAGCUCCGCACCACUCCGGGGUCUACCCUGUUCACAGCCAGCUGUACGAAGCAUGGAAGUCUGUGUGGGGCAUCAAGGUGACCAGCACUGAAGAAUACCCCCAUCUGAGGCCCGCACGAUACCGCCGAGGCUUUAUUCACAACGGGAUCCAGGUGUUGCCCAGACAGACUUGUGGUCUGUUCACACACACCAUCUUCUACAACGAGUACCCCGGAGGCUCAAAGGAGCUGGACAAGAGCAUCAGAGGAGGAGAACUCUUCCUCACCGUUCUCUUAAACCCUAUAAGCAUCUUUAUGACUCAUCUGUCUAACUAUGGCAACGAUCGACUUGGCCUGUACACCUUCGAGUCUCUGGUGAAGUUCAUCCAGUGUUGGACCAACCUCAGACUGCAGACGCUGCCCCCCGUCCAGCUGGCUGAAAAAUACUUCCAGAUCUUCUCAGAGGAAAGAACCCCACUCUGGCAGAACCCUUGUCACGACAAGAGACAUAAAGAUAUUUGGUCCAAAGAAAAGACGUGUGACAGACUCCCCAAGUUCCUUAUCGUUGGACCUCAGAAAACAGGCACUACAGCACUUCAUUCAUUCCUGAGCCUCCACCCAGCCGUCACCAGCUCCUUCCCCAGCCCCACCACCUUUGAAGAGAUCCAGUUCUUUAGUGGAGCAAACUAUGAGAAUGGGAUUGACUGGUACAUGGAGUUUUUCCCAUUCCCCUCCAACAUCAGCACAGACUACAUGUUUGAGAAGAGUGCCAGCUACUUUGACUCAGACGUAGCCCCCAAACGAGCCGCAGCCCUGCUGCCCAAAGCUAAGAUCCUGGCUGUCCUCAUCAACCCAUCAGACAGAGCUUAUUCCUGGUAUCAGCAUCAACGGGCCCACCAGGACCCCGCAGCCCUCAACAACACUUUCCACGCAAUAAUGAUGGCCGGCCCCACAGCCCCCAGAGACAUACAGGUUCUUCAGCGCCGCUGCCUUUAUCCCGGGGCCUACGCUGCUCACCUGGAGCGCUGGCUGCAGUACUACCAGCCUAGCCAGCUGCAUGUCGUAGACGGGGCCCUGCUGCGGUCCAACCCGGUCCUGGUGAUGGAGGGAAUCCAGAGGUUCCUCAGUGUCACUCCCACCUUCAACUACACGCAGGCUCUAAUGUUUGAUGACAGUAAAGGUUUCUGGUGUCAGCGAGUGGAAGGAGGUCGAGCCAAAUGUCUGGGCAAGAGUAAAGGCAGGAAGUAUCCUGACAUGAGUUCUGAGUCACGUGCCUUCCUAGCAGAGUACUACCGUGACCACAACAUUGAGCUGCUACGUCUGCUGAACCGUUUGGGCCAACCACUACCGUCCUGGCUUCGCCAAGAACUCCAGAGCACCAGCCGAAGUUGAGGCCGCACGUCCCAUCAGAUCUGCGGCGAAGACGACGUUUGGCUGCGGAUUAGAUCGUUCUUCCUGAUCCGCAGUCAACAAAACCACUUUCCUCCAGAGGGCUACGUUGGAGCUCAUGGUACCAGUGCUCCUGUUCGCUGGAAACCAGAAGACUGGUCAACAUGAACUCAAGGUUUCGGGUUUCUCGUUCGAUCCCCGAGGACUCCCCUCUUCAUCUGUGGCCAACCUCCUGUUAAGCCCCGGGCACAUGUGGGUCCGGCGUGUGGGACCGGGCCGACACUUUUACUCACCAACCGGGAUUUAACGGUGACCAGCGGGUUGUGAGCUUUAAAAAUGGAGGAGUCGGCCAUGACGGGAAGCCGUGAUGCUGGUGACCCUCCAGAAUGAUUGAAAAGGUUGAGGUCCGGGCGAGACCAUCAGUACCCAGUAACUUUAAGCAGACUGUCCACUCAGCCCAAAUCCUGAUCCACUUCUCUCUAAGAGCCAACUUGUCCUGAAACCGAGCCGAGAGUGGAAACACGGUCCUGCGUUUAGACCAAACUGAGACUCUCCCUCUGGACUUUCUGGGUUCUUUGACAUACUGGUUCGGUCCUGAUGGUACAAGAACCUAGCUUCAGACCAGGGUUCUGGAGGCUCUGACCCGUGGGAUGCUCUGCAUUGAUUUAAUGAAAGUAGGCUUUACAUACAAAACAAUUAGGAUGCUUCAUUCCCAAAACUGAGUGUCAAAGUCAGAUUAUCCUUCAAGUAUUUGAACUAAUUAUCACAAGGUUUUAUGAAUCUCAACUAAAACCCAGUUCUGGUCCAGGCUGUGCCUCCUAAUACGAAUUUGUCUUUUUAUCACUUUUGUAUCUGAAUUGUUCAGCUGGGUUGUAGCACGGAUUUUUGAACAAAUACACAAAACACCAUGGAUGGAUUAAAACCYAAAAAUAGAGCAAUUUUCACUUUUAGAGCGCUUAAAUUUUCUAAUAAAUCUUUGUGAUCUGGAAUUAAUGUGACUUUAACGUGGUCUGAACAGGUUUAAUGUUUAGCUUUAGUUCAUACAUUUUCAAGAUGAUUUGUUAGCCCAGUCCACAAAUGUUUUGGUCUCGUGCAUGCAUGAAGGUGAAAACUGGAGUAAAACUAAAUACUCAAGUGGGACACAGACCUGGACCAGAGCUAUGUGAACCUAGUAAAAACACCUACUAUAUAUUUUGACUUUGAAGCAAAUGGUUUUAAAAAAAAAGAUUCUCAGUGUUUCAUACCAGCUGAAUAAAGUGAACAAAACUUAAGUCAAACAAAAGGAGCUGUGGGUGCCAUUUAAACAUUCACAUUAAAAAAACAAUAAAAAUAGAAACUUAUGUUUGCUAUUUUUCUUUCGUUAAGACAGUCCUUUACCAACUAGUUUGGAUUUUAUUUAUUCCUCAUGAAUGGACCCUCUCUUUUUUAUUUUUAAAGCAUUAAAGGAACUUGAGCUCUUAUUGUGGUAGCUUAUGAGCUACAUUUAUAUUUAAAGCAACUUUAAUUGGUUAAACAUAAAGUCAACACAGGAUCUCUAACAGUACCACUCAAACCAUCAGGACAAGUUUAUAGACUGACGGGCCAGUUCAGAGACUGCAUCAUAGCUGCUGUUUUCAUUUCAGUUUUUCUAUUAAUGUCAAAAAAGCUAACACUGUAUAUUAUCUUUAAUAAACUUAGAGGUUGGAACAACCCUAAA